Molecule: messenger RNA, 1224 nt
Organism: Cylicostephanus goldi
Lineage: Eukaryota; Metazoa; Nematoda; Chromadorea; Rhabditida; Strongylidae
Source: the annotation of a GenBank genome assembly
GCAUCAGAAGGAGAAGGUUUCUGGACAGACGGUGCCUACACGACAUCGCCAAGUCCACCACCUGUACCGGAACAUAAACGCGUACUCGAAGAAGAACUGCGAGUCAGCGAAAUUGGAUUAUCACGAGCCUCCACGGAACCUCAAUUUAUCAGAGGUUUCCACAGAGAAUACACGGUGGAUGAAAGCAGUAGUAUUACAAUCGAAUGCAUUGUGGUCGGUAAUCCAAGGCCAAGAGUGCGAUUCUACCAUAAUGACAGGGAAAUCAGGGAAGAUUCUAAGUUUGUCAAGAUUGUUACCUCAGUCGACACCUACUCGAUAGUGAUCGAAAAAGCGCGUUUAGAACAUGCUGGUUACUACAAAGUUGUAGCCGAGAACACGCGAGGAAAAACGGAGUCAAUAACAAUGCUGCAUGUUCGACCACAAUCUUUGAUCCAACAUCACAAGAGGAACGGUGUCGCUGUGCCAUCUCAGAAGAUCACUGAAUGUAAAUCGCCAACUGAGCAUACUACGGUAACGGAAGAAUUUGCCAUGUUUGAGUAUGAGCAAAGACGACCGCAGAAGCAUGAGACAAGUCGAUUAGUGACCCCACCACCAGCGAAGAGGUUCCAAGGUCGAAGAGAUGAGGUGGAAAUGUUAGAACAGUACGAUUUGCAACAGCAACAAUCUGCAGGUCAUCCUCCUCAUUUCACACAGACUUUAGUGGCAGCCGUCGCAGUUGAUGGAGAAUCUGCGCGAUUUGAAGGCAUCGUGACCGGAUGGCCAGCCCCUACCAUAGAAUGGACCAAAGACGGCGUACCCUUUACCCGAACAUCUCUACCAGACGUUGAAGUUAGCAAUAUUGGUGGCAGAGUCUCUCUUUCAUUUAAGAACUGCCGCAGUAUCCAUGCUGGUAAAUAUAUGUGCACAGCCCGCAACCCUAGUGGAGUGGCUACAAGCAGUGCACAACUUGUAGUCCGUCGUAAGUUCUCGCAGACUCCAAGGACAGUCGCACCAGAUUUCACGCAGAGGUUGAUAAGUGAAGAAAAGGUUGAAGGCGAACAAUUAAGAUGGACAGUUAAAGUGACCGGUGAUCCUUUACCAAAGAAUUUUUCCAAAAAAAAUCUCGAUGCCGCUGGAGCAUGCACUGGACAAGGACAACCAUCAAAGACAUACUGUCUCGAUUUACCAUCUGCUGCCUUCUACCAGCGUAGAGUGUUCCCGCUUCCUAUAUCAGAAAAAUUCUGA